AUGGAUGACACGUCAGCGCCGUGCCGGAGCGUGCCCGUGGUGGUGAACGAAUGGGACAGCUGCCCUGCCAUCCACGUCAGCAGAUCGUACGGCGUGCAGAUCGGCAAGGGCCAAGUGUACGGGCGGAUAGACAUGUUUCGAGUGAUGGCGUCACGAAUUGACGGAAUGGUGAUCACAUCCCUGGAUGUUGACACGUCAGCAGGGGCUGUCCACGUGGCACUCUCUGGCCACGGCCCCACGCUGCUGCGCUCCGAUAUAAGCAUCACCAAUAACGAGAUUUACGGAGUGGACACGCCUAUUAUUCUCGACUCAGGGGCCAUCGGAGUGACAGUCACCAACAACCUCAUCCACUCGUUCGGAUCCGCUGCGAUUCGUGGGAUUGGCAGUGCUGCUGCUGCUGCUGCGGCGGCGGCUGCUGCUGCUGUUGAUUAUGAUGAUGGCGGUGGUAAUGUCGAUGGGGGUGUUGGUGGUGGGGGUGUUUUGGUGGGGGUGUUGGUGGUGGGGGUGUUGGUGGUGUGGGUGUUGGUGGUGGGGGUGUUGGUGGUGGGGGUGUUGGUGGUGUGGGUGUUGGUGGUGGGGGUGUUGGUGGUGGGGGUGUUGGUGGUGGGGGUGUUGGUGGUGUGGGUGUUGGUGGUGUGGGUGUUGGUGGUGUGGGUGUUGGUGAGGCGACAUCCAGUGUUUCAACUAGCAGUGGGGGCGAAGAUGUGCCUUACUUCUCCUCUCUCCAUCGCCCCAGCUUCCACUCAAGAUAUGAGAAUCGCUAUCACACCCUGGCUCAUGCACAUACUCGUGCUCUAG
Messenger RNA from Closterium sp. Yama58-4, 798 nucleotides. Lineage: Eukaryota; Viridiplantae; Streptophyta; Zygnematophyceae; Desmidiales; Closteriaceae. The record is from the annotation of a GenBank genome assembly.